AUGCCACCAAAGCUACCCGAAGGAGGUAAAACCUUGGUCUACUCGACAGUCGAUAAUCAUGAAAUCAAAUUCGAUUACUGGUUACCCCGCAUCGAAGGGAACCUCCCCGCAAUGAUCUAUUAUCACGGCGGCGGUAUGACAGCAGGCUCACGGCGAGGUGGUGGCUUUCCACACUGGAUGUACAAUCACUGCCAAGACAAAGGCUAUAUCUUCAUCUCCGCAGACUACCGUCUCUGCCACCCAAGCAACGCCAUUGAUCAAAUAGAAGAUGCAAAAGCCCUCUUCACCUUCUUAUCAGGCCCAUCAUUCGCCACGCAUCUUUCUCAAGCUACGAAUAUAGACACAGCUCGCAUCGCAGUAACAGGCUUCUCAGCAGGCGCCUACUCCGCCCGCGCAGCAUGCCUAUACGCAACACCCAAACCCGCAGCUCUCCUCUCAGUCUACGGCCUAGGCGGCCACAUGCUUCUAGACCACUGGACAGCCGCCCGACCACCAACCUCUCUUGCUAAAUUCUUCGAUCUAAACUCUGUUCCCGCUCUACUAGCUGAUAAGACCAUUGUAAGCGAUGAUGUAGCCGAAGGUUUUGCAACGAAGCGCUUCGCGCUAACGAUACACUGGGAAAUCACGGGAACUUUCUUAGAUGGAGUUUUCCAAAGACCGGGACUGGGCGAAAUGCUUAAUGCGUUUCCGGUGGAGAAGAGAUUUGAGGCUGUGCCGGAGAUUUUGAAGAGUGGGAUGUUGCAGGAGUUUGUGACUGGGGACUAUCCGCCUUCUGUGUUUGUGCACGGGAAGGCGGAUGAGGUUGUUACUCCUGCUGAAAGUGAGUUUCAUCAUGAGCAGCUGGGAAAGUUGGGGAUUGCGACGGAAUUAUUCCUUAUUAAAGAUGGGCCGCAUGGGUUGGAGGGUUCGAUUAAGAUGCGGAAGGCGAUGGGUCAAGAGGUUGAGGGGGGAGAGAAGGUGAUUGAGGAUUGCAUGGAGGCGUAUAGCAAGGCUUUGGUGUUUAUCGAUGGUGUCUUUGCUGGGAUUUAA
Molecule: messenger RNA, 1029 nt
Organism: Penicillium angulare
Lineage: Eukaryota; Fungi; Ascomycota; Eurotiomycetes; Eurotiales; Aspergillaceae
Product: Alphabeta hydrolase fold
Exons: 2
Coding region: 1-1029 (342 amino acids)
Source: RefSeq, a predicted model, not a curated record